Messenger RNA from Pollicipes pollicipes, 758 nucleotides. Its product is annotated as leucine-rich repeat-containing protein 59-like. The annotation marks the transcript as partial. The record is from RefSeq and is a predicted model, not a curated record. Lineage: Eukaryota; Metazoa; Arthropoda; Thecostraca; Pollicipedomorpha; Pollicipedidae. Gene Ontology annotation, cellular component: cytoplasm. Gene Ontology annotation, molecular function: protein binding. The transcript has 4 exons.
ACCGUAGUCCGCGCUCACCUCGCUUAGAUGCGGUGUUUCUAAGUGUUCAUUGCGGCGGUGUAUUAUCUUAAUUUUGCAACGUAGUUAGUGUAUAUUAGAUUGUUUUUGACCUUUUAAAUCUGUUUUGUGUUCGUUUAAAUCUCAGAACGUCAUCCGACCAGCUUGCGGGGUCGACCGAAGUCCUUAUUUUCACAAAAUAUACUUGCUUCCCUGUGCAACCGGUUCCGGUAGCUGCGUGCAGAUAGCCGUUAAAGGCAGCAUACAUUUCGUGCAUAAUGGCGCAAAUAAAGAAUCCACUGAAGGACAAGCUGAAUGAUGAUGAGCUGGACUUAAGCAUUAGCAAUUAUGCAGACAGAGACGUUCCUGUCAAGGACAUUGCACUUCUGAAGAGGGCAACAAAAUUGGAUUUGUCCAACAACAAGCUCACCGGAUUGCCUAAGUCAUUUGGGUCAUUGACUCAUCUGGUGAAGCUGGAUCUGAGCUGCAACCUCAUCACAGAGCUGCCAUCCAGUUUUGGGGAACUUCAUCGCCUCAGACACCUGGAUCUAUACAAUAAUAAGUUGUCCCACCUGCCGCCGAGCUUCCACCAGCUGACCUCGCUGCGAUGGCUGGAUCUGAAGAACAACCAGCUGAGCCCGCAGCUGGCGCAGGCCGCCGGCGAGUGUCUCAACCCCAAAGAGUGCGAGCAGUGCGCACGGCGCGUCGUCCAGUUCAUGGGACGCGUCAAAGAGCACUACGAACAGGAACGGCUGCGGCCG